Messenger RNA from Prosopis cineraria, 1479 nucleotides. RefSeq lists its product as uncharacterized. The transcript is spliced from 6 exons. The record is from RefSeq and is a predicted model, not a curated record. Bases 468 to 1190 code for a protein of 240 amino acids. NCBI's taxonomy places the organism in Eukaryota, Viridiplantae, Streptophyta, Magnoliopsida, Fabales, Fabaceae.
AUUAAAUUUCUUGUAGCGGACAGAAUCAGAAGAUACAGAUUGACGGAAGCUAAAGCCAAAAGAGAAAGCAAGCAGGGUUGGAAAACUUGGCAUCAAGUGCCCAAAACGCUGACGCUUCUUGGUCCCGCCACGCCUUUUUCUCACCUCCGGUUCGCCGCCACCACCGGACUCUGCUUCGCAACUUGCAUGGCGCAGACAACGAUACAGCACGUGUCUGCUUAGCCGCAUCAAUAAUUCCCCAUUGUUCGGCGUUAUCGGUAACUGAGGCGCGCAAGACUUUUCUAGUUCUUCCUCCUAGGGUUUCUCAAAUUCCUAUGGACAGAGGGGGGAUUUCACAAUUAAUUUGUUAAUCAUUAAUAAUUAACAGUGUUAUCGUUUCUUAGUACUCACGCAAGAGGAUCGGAAUCAGGGAACUUGUGGCUGCCGGGAACUGUUUGCAGGACCCGUGCGAGUCCGUGGGAGCUCUAAUGGAGGUCGAUGUGCCCGAUCCGAAACCCAUUGUCACAAUUCGGAGGGAGAAUUCGGAGGAGGAUAGGGUUCGGGUCAAGAGGAAGACCUUGCAGGCCGUGCUAGAGCAGUGCCAGAGAGCUCUAGAAUUACUCAAUUCAACCAGCGGUGAUGGUGACGAUGAGGAGAGUUGUGAGGAUGAAGCUGCAGUGGCCGAUGAGGAACGUCGCCUUGAAGGCUCAUCCUCUAUGCGAGCUGAUCGAGAAGCGGAAGAGUUCUGCGAUCUUCUCAAAUCUAGGGUUGAGUGCCCUGCCUUCCUUGAAAAGCUGGAGUGUGCCCAGGCAUCAGUUUCACAGAAUGCAGCUGAUGGUAAUUCUUGGGAUAUGAUCAGUGACAAUGAUUUAUGGGAAGGUGAAAAUACUGAUUCAGACCAAGAAGAUUAUGUACUUGUUAGACAAGAAGAUAUAGCGGAGGGCAUUGCUUGCUUCAUGGCUGCAUAUUUGUUAUCUCUUAAACAGACUAAAGAUUUAACCCCUAACCAACUUCAGGAAGCGCUCAGCAAGACAUUUUCAAUGAAGAAGAAGAAGGGAAAGCUUCAAAAGGCAUGGGAUGGGAGCAAAGUCAUUUACAACGUUGCAUCCUGGGGAGCUACUGCUAUUGGGAUAUAUCAAAACCCUGUUAUUUUAAGGGUUGCUACUAAAGCACUCUGGACUUCCUGUCAUGUUAUAUCAAAGCUUCUCUAAUUCGCCAAUGCAGCUAGGAGCAAAGUUGCUUUGUAUUUUAACUCUUUUGCUUGUGCUGCAAUUCAGCGUGGUGUUCCACAAUCUGCAGUUUAUAAUUCCAUUCGUUUGCACCGUAGUUCAUUUGGUUUGGAUGUAGUUCGAUCUCUGUAAAUAUCUCUCUACUAAAUGCUUGGGUGCGAUUCAAGGCGUGUGUUUAUUAUUAAUAUUUGCCUAUAUGGUGCUCUUCUUAGCUGUCCAAUUUUAAUCAUUGAAUGGAAAGCAAUAAAAUCAAGUGAUUGUGUUGUCCUAA